UACUUAGCUAGUGGCACAAUGUCAAACGUAGCAUCUCGGAUCAACUGGGUUUUUAUUACGAAUUAAUAAGUCUGUUCCGGAAGCUUUUCUCUGUCUGCGACCAGCAGCUUGACAUUUGUGGGAUACUACAGGAUACAGAAGAAGACAGCCAGGCUGACAGCAAGUAUCUUCCAGCGAGGCAAAGGAUUGUCUGUUGCUGCGGAUCAAUAUUGUUUGUGUUAUGAGAAGAGGACACUGGCUGUGAUUGAACACAAUGGCUGCAGCUCCUCCGUUCAUACGGUCAGAUUCAAGUCGCGGGGAGUUCUCCCCUCUGAAGCGCUUUGUUGUAGCCAAGAAGAAGAUAAGCGAUGUGUUUGAACAGCUACUGAACUAUGUGAAAGAGACGUCAGCUUUUGUAGAAGACACCUGUGGCAAUAAAGCUCUGCAGAACAUUGCCAGUCAGGAUCAAAAGUUGGAGAUCCAGUCGUAUGCUGACAAACUUGCUGUCAUUAAGGAGGUGCUGGCACGCAGACACAUGAAAGUGGCCUUUUUUGGCAGGACCAGUAAUGGUAAAAGCACAGUUGUCAACGCUAUGCUGAGGGACCGCGUGCUGCCCAGUGGGAUUGGCCACACCACUAACUGCUUCCUUAGUGUAGAGGGCACUGAUGAUGACAAGGCCUACCUCAAGACGGAGGGCUCUGAUGAGGAAAAGAGCAUCAAGACUGUAAACCAGCUGGCUCACGCACUCCACAUGGAUGAGAGUCUGGACGCCGGCUGUCUUGUCCGUGUGUUUUGGCCGAAGACCAGGUGUGCUCUGCUUCGAGACGACCUGGUGCUUGUAGACAGCCCGGGGACAGAUGUCACAUCACAACUGGACAGCUGGAUUGACAAGUUUUGCCUGGAUGCUGAUGUCUUUGUGCUGGUGGCCAACUCUGAAUCCACACUCAUGAACACGGAAAAGCACUUUUUCCACAAAGUGAACGAACGUCUGUCAAAGCCCAACAUCUUCAUUCUCAACAACCGCUGGGACGCCUCAGCUAACGAACCAGAGUACAUGGAGGAUGUGAGGAAGCAGCACACAGACCGUUGUGUGAAUUUCCUGGUGGAGGAGCUGAAGGUUGUGGACCGUGAUCAGGCACCCAACCGCAUUUUCUUUGUCUCCGCCAAAGAGGUGCUCAACUCCCGCAUGCAACGUGCACAGGGCAUGCCUGAAACAGGUGGAGCUCUGGCUGAGGGCUUCCAGGAGAGACUGAAGGAGUUCCAAUGCUUUGAGAGGAGGUUUGAGGAGUGUAUCUCGCAGUCAGCAGUGAAAACAAAGUUUGAGCAGCACACUAUCAGGGCCAAGCAGAUCACAGAAAAAGUCCAGAGCAUCAUGGACGCCAUCAACAUCGAGGCGGCGGAGAAGAGAGUGGCGGCACUGGAGGACAGAGAGUACCAGAUAGACCGGCUGGAGUUUGUCAAGAAUCAGCUCAACCUGCUGAUUGAUGAUAUCAAGAAAAAGAUCAAGGCCAUCAGUGAGGACGUGGAGUCUAAGGUGUCCAGCGCCAUGGGAGAGGAGAUCUGCCGUCUCAACAUAAUCGUCGAUGAGUUCCACGCUGACUUCCACCCGUCGCCACAUGUCCUCAAGAUCUACAAAUCUGAGCUGCUGGCUCACGUGGAGGAGGGGAUGGGCAAGAAUCUGGCCUUCCGCUGCUCCAACGCCAUCAACGCUUCUGUCCAGUCGUCUCAGAGUUACAUGAUGGAGAGCAUGCUCCCUCUGCUUCCCUCUACGGCCCAGAGCCAAGUCCACAUGCUGGUGCCCAGCAGGAAGUUUGACCUGAGUUACGACCUGAACUGCACCACACUUUGCAGUGACUUCCAGGAGAACAUUGAGUUUAACUUUUCGUUGGGCUGGACGGCGUUAGUCCACCGCUUCCUGGGAUCUGUCAACGCACAGAAAGCGCUCCGACUGGUGGACCAGAACUUCCAGGCCUCUCGGCCAGCGCUGGCCCUUACGCCCUCCUCAGGGCCCCCCUCCACGAUAGCCCCGCCCAACAACGAGACGGCCCUCAUGAGCCAAGAGGACUUGAUGGUAGCCAUGGCAACCAACGUGGCAUCCCUCACCUCCCGUACUUCAAUGAGCGUUAUCAUCGUUGGGGGAGUGGUGUGGAGAACAGUUGGCUGGAGGCUGAUCGGCCUGUCUGCCUCAUUGUACGGCUUGUUGUACCUGUACGAGAGACUCACCUGGACCACGAAGGCAAAGGAGCGCACUCUGAAGCGCCAGUUUGUGGACUACGCAAGUGAGAAGCUGCAGCUCAUCGUCAGCUUUACUAGCGCAAACUGUAGCCACCAGGUCCAACAGGAGAUGGCGGCAACCUUUGCCCGGCUCUGUCAGCAGGUGGACCAGACGCAAAAAGAGCUUGAGGCUGAAAUCCGCCAACUGACAGCCAAGAUAGAUCAGCUGGAGACCGUUCAGAAACACUCCAAGAGCCUGCGACAUAAAGCAACCGAACUGGAGAAACAGUUGGAGGAGUUCACAAACCAGUACCUGCAGCCUCAGCAGUGAGCUGCUCUUCUUCAUCGCGCCGCAGUUUGGAUCUUGUUGAGCCAAUCAUUCCUCAGCCAGGUGCCGCCUCAUGGCGCCUGGGCCUCAACCCCCUAAACUGCAUCAGUUUCUGUGGACAGUAGUGCAGGACAGAGAGAUCAAUUCAUCGAUUGGUCUAUCAUCUGAAAAGAAAUCUAAAGAUAUUUUGAUAAUCAGUGAAAGGUUAUCAGGCAACAAUACCAAACUUCUGCAGCUUCUCAAGCGUAAAGAUUCGGUCGUUUUGUGUAAUUGUAAAAAUGUAGUUAUUUUUGGGGUUUUUUGUCACACAAAAUAGUCAAUUUGUAGAAAGGUUUUGGUAACUCAAUGACCACUUGUCUUUUUCUUGACUUGUCAACUAAUCAAGAAAAAAAGAUUAGUUGAUAAUGAAAAUAAUCUGAAUUUUCACUGUUAGUGGACAGAGGAGAUUGAAGAUCCAGACACGACAGUAUUUUCCCCUCCUCCUCUCCUCCAGUGGUGCUUGAGAAACCGCAGUGAACAAACUGUAAAACAGAAACUGCGUGUAAAACAAAGAAACAUGGAUUUAAUAUGUGCAAAGACACUCUACAAGGUGGCGAUAGAAUCUCGGUCAUUGGGAAGGCUACCGGUCGGGUGCUACAUUUUGACACUAACGUGCUUCUAACUGUGAAUAUGCCUUUUUUGACUAACUUUUGUGGAUCAAAUGAAGUUUGAGUUUCUGUAAGAUUGUACAUGUACAGUAUCUGUUCGGGCACAUGAUCUGCUGUAUGUUAGCAACAAAAAAUAAAUAUAUUUAAUAAUAA
This is a messenger RNA of Perca flavescens (yellow perch), 3321 nucleotides long. It is a transcript of the gene mfn1b, whose product is annotated as mitofusin 1b. The record is from RefSeq and is a predicted model, not a curated record. Gene Ontology annotation, molecular function: GTP binding; GTPase activity. The transcript has 18 exons. The coding region runs from base 254 to 2524 and encodes 756 amino acids. NCBI's taxonomy places the organism in Eukaryota, Metazoa, Chordata, Actinopteri, Perciformes, Percidae. Gene Ontology annotation, biological process: mitochondrial fusion; mitochondrion localization. Gene Ontology annotation, cellular component: mitochondrial outer membrane.